AAUACCAACCAAGGGAAAAAGUGUCCUCCAAAGAAUUUAGGAAUAGAUCAAAACUCCAUCCGGCACAAUCUCUCACUUCACAGUCGCUUCGUCAGAGUACAAAAUGAAGGCACUGGCAAAUCCAGUUGGUGGAUGCUCAAUCCAGAUGCAAAGACUUCGGGAGGUAAGUCAUCCCGAAGGCGAACACCUUCCAUGGACUCGGCCAACCGAGGGCCGGAAUUCAAACGACGAGGCCGAAGCAAAAAGUCGUCGCUGACCAAUAUCAAUCGAAAUGGGGUUGGACCUCGUCCAGGGGUGAGCCCAAUUAGAGGUCCCCCGGGGAUGACGGACAUAUACCCAGACGCACCGAAUUUUCAUCAAUUCCCAUUUCCACCUGACUUGAGAGGUCGAGGUAACCUAGAAUUCCAAGGGGGAUCCGGGCACCCUCAUGGAGGGGUGGGAAGAAUAUCUCCCAACCUCAGGAAUGGGGUCAUGGAAGGUCAAUAUGGAUACCCAGGACCGCAAGAGUGGGGCUCCGAAUACCCGCAAUGUGGUGGGCAGGGCUACUAUCCAGGUGCCAUGCCGCGUGAUCCAUAUUGUGAUCCUUUGUCUGGCAACAGUGGUCCUGAAGAGUUCUCUGGACCUCGGGCAAUUUCUCCAAUUCAUCUCCCGCAUAGGUCCAAUGGUUUUCCAUUCCGAGGGGCCUACCCAGGAAAUCCAAAUGAGUUUCAUGCUUAUCAUGGUGGGUCGGACAUCAAGAUGCCUUCAAGCCCCUUGGUGUCGAGUGCAAACCAACAUAGCUUGAGCCAGGAAGGCAACUCAUACACCAAUUCCCAGGUUAUGUCCCCAAUGACGGGCGGCAAUGCCAACGUUCAAGGCGACAUGUCGCCCUCACCACGAUCAAGUGGAGCCGGGUCCAGAAUACCGAACAACGCGAACUUCCCUUCGCCCGAGUCUCAUCAUGGCCCGACCACACCAAGUGGGCCCGGGGACCAACCUCCUUUGCUCUCGCCCCAUCCCAAGGGUGGUCACACCUUCUUCCCUCCCUGUAGCAUGAAUCCACGGUCAGCUCAGGGCCUCCUGAAUCCUCCCCCAUCUCAGACGUCCCCUCGAUCCAAUAGCACCGGGUCGAGUAGUUCCAUUUUGGAGCGGGCUUUGGCCACUACCAUCAAGCAAGAGGAUGGAAAUCCAGUCAGUCCAGGUGGGACCCAUAUGGAACAUGCCCAUCAUCCCAAUCAACAAGGCAAUUUCCCAUGGCCUCAAAUGGGAAGCAAUAGCUUUGCUGAUGUUAACGUCGAAGAUUAUAUUAAACAUGACAUGUCAAAUGCAAUGGAGGGCUUAGAGUAUAUGGGUCCAGCUGGGCCCGAGCAUGGUCCUCAGGGAAUCAAUGUGGGUUACAACGCCAAUGGAACGAAUAUCCCGGAUGCUCACCACCCUUUGCACCACAGCCAUCAUCAUAUGGGACAACACCAUCCUCAUCAUCACGGUCAUGAGGACCUUCGUGACAAUAGCGUCCCACCGCCACCGGCAAGUCAAUACCAGGCCAUGACCCAGCCACCCUGGGUUAGGUAAAACACCCGAGGGAUCCACUCUGGUCCUCGGGACUCGGAAAUUCAAGACAAAUGUGAAAACCUCUUCAUCUAUAACCAACGCCCCUGCUUCCUCUGCAAGAGAAGAACUCGGAGCCCACUACUGCAUAAUUUUCCUUUCCGUUGCCAGAUUCUGUUCCUUUCCCAUUCCUUUUUUUUUAUUUUUCCAAUUUCACUUACAAAGUCACAGGGUUAUUGCAACUAUCCAGACUCGUUGGUUCGCUACUUACCCUUGUGGUUUGCAGGCUUUGUUCAGGGAUCUAGGUUGCAUUUGUAGCGACAAAUCUAUGGCUCAUCCCUCAUUUCAUUCCGUGGAACGGAGGACCUGUAAACGCCUUUUUAGAGGGUGGAUGAAGUGUGUGCCUUUCCUUCUCCAUCUAUCUAUCUUUCUCGCCACGGUAAUCCUGGGAAUACUUUUUGCAAAGGUUCCCUGGAUCUUGAUCCACGUCCUGAUAGAAAAAAGAUUACCACUAAAUCUUUGCUCAAAUGAAAAUCUUCCCUAUAAGUAGUUGUAGCAAUUGGGUUGGGUACUCGUCCUCUUUCUCUUUUUGAGACACUUCCCCAGAUACACACACAAUGGAAAAUAAAAAAGAAGACAGGCCACGUAGUGUUGAGUUUCACCGAAUUCUGGUAGAUUGGAAUUCUUCGAUCAAACAUAUUGGCAUUUGUUUCCCGGAAUUCACAACUCUUCUUACUUGCUCAGGUUCCGUUCAAAAUUGAGAAACUGGUUUAAUUCGGGAGGAGCUCUUAAAACUAGAGGGUGACGAGAUUUUGGGAAUCUUGAAAGUGAGAGGAUUUUCGACAAGAUUCGGGAUUGUUUAAACAAUCAGGGGUUAUUUGGAUACGAAUCAUUCAUGGCCUGCAGCCGCUUUUUGUGGGAUCUAAAGGGAUAAAAAGUAUAGCCUUCGACAUAAAUAUAGCCUUCCUAGAAGCAAGAGCUUACUUACACCGUAGCUGAGGUUUGUUGUAUAACCCUGACUUUCCUUCGUCUUCUGCCCCUUUCACAAACGUAACUCAUUGUUAUAAUUCAUAGUUAAAUUCUUGACUCAAUGUUGUCAGAGAACAGUUAUUGGAACUCUAAGCCAUGCACACUUUAAUUACGGGUAUUUUUUCCCUUCCUCCCCAAUUUCACAUUUUUCUCUGAAUUUCUGAAUUCCCCCAAGCUACUUCACCAACGAUAGUAUUUAUUGCAAAUCAUUGGGCAUUUAUUUAUCCUGUCACGAUUGUGUUUCCAUUAGAAAGUUGUAUUUAGACUCACUGUGAUACAAAUCAUGUAUAAAGUGAACAUCACCCCCAUCAUCACCCCAUCAACAUCAACAAAGAUAAGAGCAACACCAUCAACAACUACCACCAAGAAGAAAGUGAGGGCGGGCAAGAAUUUGAACUUUCCGCCAAUUUGUGCCAAGCCAAACGAACAUGUUAAAACCACGUUGCAAGUCUGUAAAUAGGAUUUAAAAUGAACAAAAACUAUCUUUAAAGAAACAUAGACUUCACACACGCGCAAAUUCCAGUUACAAGUUGCAAAUUUAUCGUUGUCCAAGAGACUGCUAUUCCUCGAAAACUCAUUCUCAUUCAAUCACUUGUUUCGCGUAAUCCACAAAUCUAUCUCAAGCUCUCGGACAAGAUCGGAAGCUAAGCAAGACGAUGAUCACUUACUGGCCAUCACGAAAGCUCUCACACUUAAAUGCAUAUAUGCCAACCACUGGAUGAAUGAAAAAGUAACAAUAAAAGUUUAUUAUCAA
Messenger RNA from Tigriopus californicus, 3310 nucleotides. RefSeq lists its product as uncharacterized. The transcript is spliced from 5 exons. Lineage: Eukaryota; Metazoa; Arthropoda; Copepoda; Harpacticoida; Harpacticidae. The record is from RefSeq and is a predicted model, not a curated record. Bases 133 to 1551 code for a protein of 472 amino acids.